Messenger RNA from Schizophyllum commune H4-8, 4929 nucleotides. RefSeq lists its product as uncharacterized. Gene Ontology annotation, cellular component: endosome membrane; fungal-type vacuole membrane. Lineage: Eukaryota; Fungi; Basidiomycota; Agaricomycetes; Agaricales; Schizophyllaceae. Gene Ontology annotation, molecular function: 1-phosphatidylinositol-3-phosphate 5-kinase activity. The coding region runs from base 55 to 4743 and encodes 1562 amino acids. Gene Ontology annotation, biological process: phosphatidylinositol phosphate biosynthetic process. The transcript has 9 exons. The record is from RefSeq and is a predicted model, not a curated record.
CGACAACACAGACACCGUUGGCCACGACCUUCAUGUUCACGACUGCGCGCAGUCAUGCCCAGAUAUAAGCCCCUCCCCGCACUCCCUCUGGGCCCAAACCCGACGACGCUGUCUGUCGAUUCGCGCGAGCACCGCUCCCAGAUCAUUCGCCAUGUGCUGGGAGAGAUACAAGACGCGACGCUAGAGAGCAGGCAGGAUGAGUGGGUGGCGUCUAUUGAGGAGGCCCUGGACGACCUGAGUGCGAGCAUCUCGCGCGGAGAGUGGCUGCACGGACUGAAGAAGGAACGGCGGAGGAGGCGGGCGAAGAUCGACCGGCACGCCACAGUCAAGGCGGCGCAGAAGAUGACACGCCCCCCGUCAACGAUGUCUAGGCGAUCGUCCUCGGUGCAGGGGGAGGGGCAGGGCAGGCCUCCAUGCGAGGCAGUGUUCUUCCCAUCCACGGAGAAGCCGCAGGAGGACCUCAGCAAGUCGCUUGAGGAACUGCGUGCCAUGGUCUCCCGCGCAUCCGGCUCGUCCUCCAACCCAGUACGCCAGCACCUCCUUCUGUCUCUCGCACCGCCUGGGAGUAGGGCACCUGUCCCUGCAGAAGACUCGGGCUUCGACUUGAUACCUGGUCACGUCGGAUGUACUUUCCGGCCUCAUGUCUUCCACCUGCCCGACGCUGGGAACCCAGAUGUAGAGAACAUCGUGCUGUAUGGCCUGAAGGAAUACAGCGGUUCGGAUGAAGACCUUGAGCUAGUUGGCGGAACGUUCACCUUCAAGGGCAUCACCUCGCCAAUCCAACAUCACCAUCUCGCCAAAGUCCUACGCAUCGCCAUAUACACCCACCUCUCCCUUGUACUAGAACAGCACCUCUUAGUUUCCUCUGCUGUCGCGCUGGAGUACCCCAUACCCAAGACAGCGUCCCCCACGACUCCGACGGCGCCAGGAGGCUGGGUACCGGAUGUACACAGGAAGGAUAGCCUGAAGGGACAGAACCGCACUUCCCUGCUCCCCUCAAGCAUCUUCAACUUCUUUUCGAGGAAGAGCCUGACAGCACGGCGGAACAACUCCCUCACCGGAUCCCAUCCUCCGCCUCGCAGCGGCUCACUUGACAUGCGCGCGUCUGCAUCUCACCCGGAAAACGCUCUCAGCCGCAUCGCAGAUGAUACCUCACUUUCUUUGGGUACUCGCAUCCGUCGCCUUUCCUUUAUGCCUACGGACCCAAGGAAGAUCACCCCGCCGAAGGAGGAGCCCGCGCAACCAUUUGCGGCCACAAUCAAACGCCUCGAAGAAGCGCGAACUCUCCUCUCGACUUCCGUUGGCGUCAAGUACCCCCUGCCUCCCCUGAUGGUCACGCUAGCGAAGGAGGAAGACAAGCAGCCGGGGCGUAAGCUCCGCGGUGAUGAGCGCACUGGACUGUUCAGCUUACUGGGAUGGGAGGGCAAGGAUAGCCAGGGCCGCGCUAUGGCGGGGAUCACUGGCUUUGUACGCCACCAAAGCUUCUCCGUUCUCGCAUCGUUGUACGUCCCAGCGGCCGACUCGCCGCAAAUCCCACAAGGGGAGGACGCGAUCUCGGCGGCGACGAAGGAGAACACGACGAGCUUUGUGCCCUGCGACCGGCCGCGGUGGGUGACGUAUCGGUACUACUCGCACGACGAGCGGGACAUGUCGCUGGGCGAGAUGCUGGAGGACCUGGUGUUUGAUGCGUAUGAGCUGUGUGCGAGGCAGGGGUGUGGGCUGGUGAGGGGGAAGCACCAACAACGGUAUAUACAUGGUGGUGUGCAGAUUGCCGUGGACCUGGAGGAGCCCUCGGAACUCCAGGACGAGGACGAGAACAGUAAGGGCGGACAGGAGAAAGCGGAGGAGGACGCGGACGAGGUGCUGCGGAUACAGACGUGGGUGCGAUGUAGCGUUUGCCGGGCUGAGACUCCUAAGAAGGUCGUGUCGGAGGGUGCACACCUUCUGUCCUUCGCGAAGUACCUCGAGUUGCUCGUGUACUCUCCACGCCUUUGCUCCAUCUCCCCUGCGUUGUGCGAACACACCACUCCACCCAAGCAGCCUUGGACAGACGGCUUGCCACCCUCGCGCUUCAAUAUGGUCCGCAUGUUCGAGUGCCGAAAACAGACGGUGGCCUUCUCCCUGUCCGCUGUGGAGGAUAUUUUCGAUAUUCGGGUGCCGAGGCUGCAAAUCGUGCGCACUGGAAAUGCAAAAUCGCCAAAACCGGCGGAGGCGGAUGAGAGCGAUAUUGACGAGGGGGACGAGGACAAGAGGAAUUUGCGACGGGAGAUUAAGGUGUUCUGGGAGUGUGUGAGCGAUCAUGUCGAUAAGCUGGAAGAUCUACUCUCGACUGACGACAUGAAGGUCAUGAAAAAGGCAUUGCCGCGCCUGCCCUCGACAGACGAUGCGUACGAUGACAUCGACGAGCCGUCGACACCGAGAGCAUCUAUUUCUCGCUCUCCGAUAUCUGGACUUCCAGGCUCUGUCGGAUCCAACAGAGGCGGCAGUACCGACUACUUCGGGGUUGCAACGUCGGACAGGGAAUCCAUGUCUUCCGCCGCAUCCUCACGAUCUUCCCUUGCAUCCUCAACCGCUUCGACUGCAUCGGCUCCGCCUCCGACGCCAUCAAAGGAAAUUCCGCCGCAGGAGCUUCUGUUGAACAUGCGUCAUACGUUUCAGCGCACGGAGCAGAGUCUGUACGCGCAACUGGCGCGUACACCUGUGGAUACGCUGAACGAUGUGCGGCGGUCGUUCUUGUCGUCCGCGCUGGGGGCGGAUCGUAGGCUGCAGGCCUGGCAGAAGAAGCAUUUGCCAAAGGCGGUGAAGAAGGAUCCUUCGUUGGCGAAGAUGGACGAGGCAGCAGAGCCGGAGUGGUUCAAGAAGUCUUGUCAUGCGGCGCCGGAUUCGAACAUCAUAGUGCGUGAGGAAGAUUGGGGGAGCAUCAUUGCGUUCACGCUGAGUACAAAGGACUACCAGCGAGAGCUAUCUGCAAUGUCACUGUCGCGGACGCCGUCGAGUCCUCCGCAGACUUCGCUGCUUUCGCCUCCUGGCGCCUCGCAUGGAACGUCGUUCUUCACUUCUUCAUCAGGCUAUAGAUUUUUCACCGGAGGAGCGAAGAAUACGCCCGAUCCCGAUCGUGAAGACGCAGUGUGGCACGAGCUCGAGGAUUACUCUGCUGUCAUCUCGAGGAAGGAGCAUCCGCGGGAUCCGACAUCCAUUCUUUCCAUCCGCGAGGUGUUGCGGCAGAAGUCGCCGACUGAUGGGUCAUCGUCGCCAUUGUCGAGAUUCGUCAGCUCGGGCGAUACAAUGAGGGGGAAUGGCGCGCCAGGAAUCAUGCCUCCAUCUGCGUGGGCGAGGCCGGCGGUGGAGGUAACAAGUGUAGACGCGGGCGGCGAGGUCAGCAACGCGAAGAUGCCAGAUUCCACACGCGCCAUGCUGCACAAUAUUGAGGCCUCGUCCGACUCACGACCUGGGUCCACGACAACAGCGACCGCCGGAACGUCGAAUCUCACGGCGCAAACAUGGCGAGCGAGGGGCCUAUCCAGCUUGUCCCGGGAGAGCGAGUUGUCCAAAGAGAACGAGGACCCUGCGAACGACGCUGAACCUCCGGAAGUGCCGAGUAAAGUGCCCGCGCCAGCCACACCUGCGAAGGGUCUGGCCGAUGCGCCACAAAUGCACUCGCCUGUACCCCAGCGAGGCUCCUUCUUCACGCAUUCGCUGUCAAGCGGGCUAGCGGGCGCUAUGCGCUACAUGCUCAACGGCAGCGACGGUCAACAGACAACCAACUCGCCUUACGGGCGUCCUCACCAUGGCCUACUGUCGACGGAGCUCCUCUCCAUCGACGAGCGACCGCACAUCAAGUACGACUGGACCGUCGGCAAGCGCCUCAAGUUCAGCUGCACCGUGUACUACGCGAAGCAGUUCGAUCAACUACGCCGGCGCUGCGGCGUGGAGGACGUCUUCAUACACAGCCUUUCCCGCAGCGCGAACUGGGCCGCCGACGGCGGGAAAAGCAAGUCAAACUUCUGGAAGACGGCCGACGACCGCUUCAUCAUCAAGACGCUCGUCAACGCGUGGAACACCGCGGACCUGCAGGUGCUCAUCGACCUCGGCCCGAACUACUUUCGGUACAUGGACUCGACGGCGAGUCGGCCGACGGUGCUAGCGAAGCUCGCGGGGUUCUACACGGUGGAGAUACGGAACUUGGAGACGGGGAAUGUGCAGGCGAAGGCGGAUCUGCUGGUUAUGGAGAAUUUGUUCUAUCAGCAUAAGGUGGAGAAAGCGUUUGAUCUGAAGGGAAUUCAGGGGAGGAAGGUGAAGGCGGCGCAGUCGCAGCAGACGGCGAAGACGCUGUUUGACGGAGAGUGGAUAGAGGGCCAGCAAAGAACUUUGACACUGUUGCGCCCUCAUUCGAAGGCGGUCUUGCGGGAGGCGAUUCGAGCGGAUGCUGAGUUCUUGGCGAAGAGCAACAUCAUGGAUUAUUCGUUGCUACUUGGCAUCGACAACGAGAAGAAGCAGAUCGCCUGUGGUCUCGUCGAUACUAUUGGCAGCUAUACGUUUGCCAAGACGCUGGAGUAUAAGGCAAAGCAAGGUCUUCAUUCCGGAACGGGGAAGGAGAUCACCGUCAUGCCACCGAAUGAAUAUCAAGACCGCUUUGUGACAGCGAUGGAGAACUACUUCCUUGCCUGUCCAGACAAAUGGUCCAAACCCCUCGACGACUGCGAGAUCAUCAGCGACGUCGAGCGCCUGCCGAGCGUGCUGUAGCUCGAUCCUCUUUGUGUCAUUUGGCUUCCAUGCAUCUGUUGAUCGCGUGUUGGACUUGUAUACCUUCUUUUCCCAUCGGAUGGACUCACUCAUUGUCAUCUCAUCUCUUGUACGGAAUCGACCACACAAGCACUGUAUCAUUAUCUUGUACUCAUAUAUCCAUGCCAUGCACGAUUCCAUACGAUG